UUUCAUUUUAUUAUUGUUCACCGAAUGCUGAAGAAGAAUAAAAUGAUACUCGGAAGCACUCUGUGCGUAUUCCCGAGCGCAGCAUCUGUAGUUUAAAAAUGACUGAAUUCGUGGCAUGGACACGGCCUUUGUAUACGUACAUACGUAUGGAUUCUGAUACGCGUGCUGCGGCAACUUGUCACGAACGAGCCGCAUUGUCAUUGCGUGAUUUGAACUGCGUUCACGUCGAGGUUUGGCGACGUUAUCGCAAGUUAUCGAAUCACGUGCAUGAUAGUUACUAACCGAAGUUUCGAACGUGUAGAUCCGUAAAAUGUUUCUGUGAAAUACCGCAUCUGUGCUUGCACGGAUUUUACGUUACGCGAUAAUGCGUAAAUCUAGCUAAUUAUGAAAACACUUAUUUUAGAUGGAUUUGUGAUUGCAUUAAUCACACAUGCUAGCGUUACAGUUGACACAUUUUAAGUUAGGUUAGACUAGUAGUAGAUCGCAGAUGACUACGAUGAACGGGAAGAGGCCUUCCUCAAUGCCGUCUAGACAUCAGCCAGAGACACUGGCGCAACACAUUGAUCUGAUAAAAUAUAUCUAUGAUUCAUGGAACUCGGUAUCUAGAGAGAUAGAUACGUCACGCAAUCAACCACACAGUAACUCUUCCAAUCAUAGAAAUGGAGCGUCGGUUACAUAUUAUCAUUGUCCUGAUCCAGUUCCAAUCUUGAAAAAUUUUCGCCCAUUUAAUUUGGAAGCAUUCUGGGGACAGCGUAUCGUAGACAGUAUUACUAGGAAUACAAAUUCCUAGUGCCAGGCUCAACAUGUUGACUAUAAUCGGACAUUUUCAAACAGACACAAAAAACAAAAGAGAUAAAUUGCAAGUUAAAUUCAAUUUUUGUCUUUUUUUUCCAAAAUUCAUCAUCCACAUAAAAUUGACAGUGAUACUUGGAGUUGAGAUCUAAGUACAGUUUGUAGCACAUACACAGAAAAACAAAUAAUAAGAUUUAAACAUUAAGUUACUCGACAGACAACUGAAGCAGUUUAUAAAAUGGCAAUCUUAUUCUCGAGACGUUUUUACGAUUACAAUUGAUUGAUUUAUUUGAUACUUAGGUUUUACUGUUUACAUUUUAAUGCAAUAAAAGAAAGACAAUGCACGUCAAUACGAAAAUUGCAAUUACAUUUUAACUCUGUUUUAAAUAUUUACAUAUUUAUUUGAAUAACGAUUGUUAAAUUUUAUUAGAGAAAAUAGAGUGAGAAAGAAGAAUGUAAUUUGAAAUAAAUGUGAAGGAAAAUGUGCUAAAUAUUAUUCAUUGGAAAUAGUAAAGAGAAAGAUAUGAUGACAGAGAUAUAAGUAUUGCUGUAUGAAAACAUUCCUCUUGUGUCGAUUAUAUUUUACUGAUAUAUAUUAGUAAAAUAUUACAUUAAACUUCUUUUGUCCUUUUUAUAUAUAACGAGAUCAGAAAUAAAACAUUUUCUUUGUUUUUAUUAUUAUUUUUGUAAAACUGGGAGACGUUCUGAUAUAACUAAGAAAAUUAUGUCAAACUAUUUAUUUUAGUCAUAACGUACGAUAUACAAAUACAUAAUAUAACACUCUUUAUAUAUACAAUUAUACACGUAAUAUUUAUAUAAAUUAUAUAAAUUUUAUAUGUGCAAUUAUAUAUAAAAUUUAUAUAUAAUAUAUAUUUAUAAGACAAUGAUACUGUAUUUCCACGUUAUUUAAAGAGAAAUUAAAGUUAAUUACAUGUUUUUUUUUAAAUCUCCCUGCAAUGUUGGGCGAAAUAAGUUUGGUGCUCAACAGUGCAUAAAGCAUUUACAGAAUGCUCAAGCUUGUUUGAUAAAAGUUUCAUAGGCGAAUUUUAGGAAUUGUACUUUAGGAUAUACACGUAAAUGUAUACUUUUUCACAUGUUGCAUUUCACAUUUCCAAGAUUUUUCACUCUUACAUCAAAUGACUGCACUUUAGCUGAUACAUAAAUUAUAAAUAAAAGCGUUUUCCACUUGUCGAAGGAGAUUUAUUAACGUCUACAGAAUGGACGCUGCACUUGAAAUUAAUCACGAUGUGAAAUAGACCGUAAUUAUCGCGAUUUUAAAUAUACAACAUAUAUACUCAUAUUAUUGUAUAUGUAUGUACAUCUAUGCGUGUAUAGUUACUAUGUAAGUUUAAUCUGAUAAUGUUUCUAAUGACAAAACAAUAAUGAACAAUGUCUUUCUACACACGUA
Messenger RNA from Solenopsis invicta (red fire ant), 2200 nucleotides. RefSeq lists its product as uncharacterized. The record is from RefSeq and is a predicted model, not a curated record. The transcript is spliced from 4 exons. Bases 488 to 790 code for a protein of 100 amino acids. Lineage: Eukaryota; Metazoa; Arthropoda; Insecta; Hymenoptera; Formicidae.